Molecule: messenger RNA, 4506 nt
Organism: Cricetulus griseus (Chinese hamster)
Lineage: Eukaryota; Metazoa; Chordata; Mammalia; Rodentia; Cricetidae
Source: RefSeq, a predicted model, not a curated record
GUUGUCGGAACGGAACUGCAUUGAGAUUGUAAAUAAACUGAUCUCUCAGAAACAGCUAGAAGUGGUUCAUACGCUCGAUGGGAAGGAAUAUAUCACUCCUGCCCAAAUCAGUAAAGAGAUGAGAGAUGAACUACAUGUCCGAGGUGGUCGAGUAAACAUUGUUGACUUACAACAGGUUAUUAAUGUGGACCUGACUCAUAUUGAAAAUAGAAUCAGUGACAUUAUUAAAUCAGAGAAGCAUGUCCAAAUAGUAUUGGGUCAACUGAUAGAUGAGAACUAUCUGGAUCGGUUAUCAGAAGAGGUAAAUGAUAAAUUGCAAGAAAGUGGUCAAGUAACUAUCUCAGAACUGUGUAAAACCUAUGACCUUCCUGGGGAUUUUCUCACACAGGCACUAACUCAGCGACUGGGCCGAACUAUCAAUGGCCAUAUUGACCUUGAUAACAAAGGGGUGAUUUUCACUGAGGCCUUUGUAGCUCGCCAUAAAGCACGCAUCCGUGGGCUCUUCAGCGCUAUUACCAGGCCUACAGCAGUGAAUUCUGUGAUUUCAAAAUACGGAUUUCAGGAGCAGCUUCUUUACUACUGACUGGAAAGCCCUUGGCCAUUAAAGCUGUGUCCCUAUUCUGACCUACGAGGCACUGUAGUUGGUGGGCGACAGGAUAAAGCAGUGUUUGUCCCUGACAUCUACUCCAGGACACAGAGUACUUGGGUGGAUUCCUUUUUCAGGCAGAAUGGCUACCUAGAGUUUGAUGCCUUGUCUAGACUUGGAAUCCCAGAUGCUGUGAACUAUAUAAAGAAAAGGUAUAAGAACACACAACUCUUGUUUUUGAAGGCAGCUUGUGUUGGUCAAGGACUCGUGGACCAGGUGGAAGCAUCAGUAGAGGAAGCCAUCAGCUCGGGGACGUGGGUUGAUAUUUCUCCUCUGCUGCCCAGUUCUUUGUCAGUUGAAGAUGCUGCCAUGCUGCUUCAGCAGGUGAUGAGACCAUUCAGCAAGCAAGCUUCAGCUAUAGUCUUUAAUGACACAGUAGUGGUCAGUGAGAAAUUUAUAAAUGAGUGUACAGUACUGUUCAGUGAACGGAUGCACCAAAAAGCCGAAAAGGAAAUGAAAAAUAAUCCGGUGCAUUUAAUCACUGAAGAAGAUCUGAAACAAGUUUCCAUUUUAGAAAGUGUUAAUACAAAUAAAAAGGACAAAAAAGAUGAGCGCAGGAAGAAAGCAACAGAGGGCACUGGAAGUGUGAGAGGAGGAGGAGGGGGCAAUGCCAGAGAAUACAAAAUUAAAAAAAUCAAGAAGAAAGGAAGAAAAGAUGAUGAGAGUGAUGAGGAAUCUCAGUCAUCUCAUGCUGGAAAGAAGAAGCCAGACAUCAUGUUCAUGUUCCAAGAUGAAAUUGAAGAUUACUUAAAGAAACAUGUGCAAGAUGCGCCUGAGGAGUUUAUUUCCGAACUUGCAGAAUACUUAAUAAAACCUCUUAAUAAAAUGUAUCUUGAGGUGGUACGUUCAGUGUUCAUGUCUUCAACUUCUGCUUCUGGGACUGGCAGAAAGCGUACAAUCAAGGACUUACAAGAAGAGGUUUCAAACCUGUACAACAACAUCAGAUUAUUUGAAAAGGGGAUGAAGUUUUUUGCAGAUGACACACAGACUGCUCUGACCAAGCACCUCCUGAAGACAGUGUGUACUGAUAUCAACCUCAUGUUCAACUUCCUAGCUUCUGAUUUACUGUUGGCUCUGGAGGACCCUGCAGCCAUUACUAGUGAAAUAAGAAAAAAGAUUUUAAGUAAAUUGACAGAAGAAACCAAAGUAGCUCUCACCAAACUCCACAACUCCCUGAAUGAAAAAAGCAUAGAAGACUUCCUUUCUUGUCUGGACUCUGCAACAGAAGCUUGUGACAUUAUGGUGAAAAAGGGAGACAAAAAAAGGGAAAGGCAAAUACUAUUCCAGCAUCGGCAGGCGCUGGCUGAGCAGCUGAAGGUCACAGAAGACCCUGCUCUUGUCCUGCACCUCACGUCAGUCCUGUUAUUUCAGUUCUCCACCCACACUAUGCUGCAUGCUCCCGGAAGAUGUGUACCACAGAUCAUUGCUUUUCUUCACAACAAAAUCCCAGAGGACCAGCAUUCUCUCCUGGUAAAGUACCAAGGUUUGGUUGUAAAGCAGUUAGUCAAUCAAAAUAAGAAGAGUGGACCAAGGGAGGACCUGUCAACUGAUGAGUUAGACAAGGAACAGCAUGACGUCACCAACACUACUCGGAAGGAGCUUCAGGAACUGUCUCUAUCUGUUAAGGAUCUUGUUCUGAAGUCCAGGAAAUCAUCUGUGACAGAGGAGUAAUACCCUUAAUUUGCUUUUAUAGUUGAAGAAGAGUGAUCACAAAGUUAGUCACUCAACACACCCACCCACCCCUGUUAAUCCUCCCUACACAAUUCAAAUAAAAUAGUGGUGUUGCAUUAGAUGCAAAUCUACAGAAAAUUUUACAAGUUGAGUACCCCAUAAAACAUUUUCUUCUUACAUAAUCCUAUGUAUAAUUUUAAUGUAAUAAAAUUUCUUCAAAGAGUUCUGAAUCUAGAACAUAUUACAUGCUUUCAUUUCUAGGAAAGAAAUUGUUUGCUAUUUAAUUUCUAAGUGCCAUUCCUAUAUUUUGGCAUAUAUUUAAAAUAUUGUAUUUUUUUAAAGAAAAAAAUGUCUUUUUUAUGUCUGAAAUAAAAAUGAAUCAGGAGUAUUACUUUUAAAUUAAUACAGAAUGCUUUAAAGCUGGAAAGUUUCAAAUAUAUUUUGUUUUACAGAGGUCUGGCUCUUGCUUUUGAGAGAUAGAAGGCCUCCUGCAUAACUGUUUCUUGGAGGCCUGAGAGGUGGUUUGACAAUGAAGGACACUGGACAAGCAUGUAGUUCCUGGCUCUCAUAAAGCGAGCCCCAGGGAUUAGUGAGGUCAACAGUGCAAGGCAAAAGGUAGAGUGGGGUGGCUAGAAAACAGAGGUGUUCUUUGGAUAACCCAGUAAGUUUCGUUUGAUUUCAGUGACCAUUUAACCCUGACUUCUUUGUUGGAACCUGUAUAACAGGUAGCUAGGCUGUUCUUGCUAAUGAACACAGAGUCUGUAAGUGUGUUUAAAACAUGCACAACUUUUAUUCCAAAAAUAGAAAUUAUAAAAUGUUAUAUUUUUGAUUUCUGCAAUUAUUAGUUAAGACUUACUAAAAUAGUUCAUUGGAACAGUAAUUUAAACCAAGUAAGUUCUAAGCAGGGUCCCCUUACAUUAUUGCAUUAUUCUGAAUGUAAUAAAAUGUUUAAAGAAUGCUGUUUUAUACAAUGCCCUAGGUGACAUUGUACUUCUUAUAUUUUAAAAUGUUUAAAUACAAAAUAAGACUACCUCUUUUCCAAAAUGACAAAGUGUUAAUACUGCAUGGAAGUAAUUAAUUGCUAACUAAGCAUUUUGUUAAAGUUUAGGAUGGAACUUUAUAGAAAACAUUAAGGGGCUGGUGAGACAGCUCAGUGAGUAAGCACUGGCUCUUCCAGGAGACCUGGGUUUGAUUCCCAGUACCACAUGGCUGCUUUGUAACUCCAGUCCCAGGAAAUCCAAUGUCUCUGUGGGUACCAACCACACACAGGGUGCAUAGUCCUACAUGCAGGCAAAAUGCCAUACACAUAAAGGAAAGUAAUAUAAAUGAUUUCAUGUGGGUAAUUUUCUAUUGCAUAUUUUCAUAUAAGCAAAGGGAAAAAAUGGUAAAUUCUGUGACCCCAAAAUCCUUUUAUUUUUUUUAUUUAGCUUCCAAAUUAAUACCAAGAAUUCCAAAUUUUGUUUAAUAACAUUAUUUGUUUCAGACAACACCAAAGUAAUCCAAUCGGUGUUUGCGCCAUACCAGAUGAACUCAUUUUAAUUUAAUUUACAAAAAUAAGGUAAAAAAAUGUAGAGCAUUGUUAACCUUACUUGCAUUUAUUUCAUUUGUCCAAAAAGUUCUUACUUUUUCUUGGUAAAUAAAAGAUGUUUAUUCUAUAAAUAAAAUUAUGUCUAUAAAGACAUAAUUUCUGAUAAGUUCUUAAUGGACGGAAUUAGUAACAUUAUUUAAAAUAAAGUUGUCUGUUCUAUUAAAUUUUCUAUGCUAUUCUGAAAGUACUUAGCAAAUGCAAUCUAUAUAAUGCUUAUAUUUUGAGUUAUUGAUUGUUAAAGGAGGUCAUAUUUUUUAUUACACAAAAAUAAUUCCUUUCUGGUGUUUUUCAUUGUUUGCAAGUUUGCUGUUCUUAUUAGAAAAUCAUUUCUUAGCCAGAUUUCAGCAGUUGUAUAACUAUGUUCUCACAUUUGUUAACUAUUGCCACUAUGAUAGAGAUAUGGGGAAGCGUGCCCAGUUGUAAUGUUUGAUGUGUUCUGUCUGCAGACCAGUGUAGUCAACAGAAACCCAUUUCUGACCAUCUGAAGAUAAAGUGAAUAGUAGCAGGUACCAACAGAAUUGAAGUGUGCUUUGAGCAAAAGCCGUAAUGCUAUAAAACAUGAAUAAAAUGUGGCUAAACCUCUGGGUGGAGCUACCUUGGA